Phytophthora sojae is the source of this 177-nucleotide messenger RNA. RefSeq lists its product as hypothetical. Lineage: Eukaryota; Oomycota; Peronosporomycetes; Peronosporales; Peronosporaceae. Bases 1 to 177 code for a protein of 58 amino acids. The transcript has 2 exons. The record is from RefSeq and is a predicted model, not a curated record.
AUGGCCGACGUAGACGCUCUCCGCGCAGGAAUUGCCAGUCUAAGAGAGCAGCUGGAUGAGGCGCGGGCGGACAAUAUCCGAAAGGUCGUCCAGAUCAUGGCUGCCAUGGAGCGCCUCGAAGUGCUGAUGGCCCUUCACGGCAAUGCCAUGGAGCAGCUUAAUGGCAUUGAGAUUUGA